Lingula anatina is the source of this 1217-nucleotide messenger RNA. RefSeq lists its product as uncharacterized. The record is from RefSeq and is a predicted model, not a curated record. NCBI's taxonomy places the organism in Eukaryota, Metazoa, Brachiopoda, Lingulata, Lingulida, Lingulidae.
UCAGAAAGUUUCCUUAAAAGACAAGAAUUUAAGGAAAGAGCAAAAGCACAGAGGAAAGAUAAAGAAAAAAUGAAAGAGAAAAUAAAUCAACUUGAAGAAGAACUAAGAAUUUUGAAAACUCAGAUAGGUCCCACAAAGGAAAUUGAGUUUUCCCAUGCACCAUAUGUCGGAAAGGCAGUCCAAAUCAAAUUGCAAGUAGAUGCUUUGGUAAAUGAUUUUACUGACAGAGAACAAUGCCAUCUAAAGAAAAUUGAUGAUCAGAAAGAUCUGAUCAGACUCAAAAACGAGACAAUCUGUGAUUUGCAACAAGAACUACUCAAUCUAAAAAAAGAACUGACUGUUGUCGAAAAGAAAAACCAAAACGAAAUUUCGGAACUAAAAAAUCAACAUUCGGAGCUGUUGAAUAAUUUUGCAAAGGAAAAAGAAGGACAAAUAAAAGAUGUACACGCCAAAAUAAAAUCAAUGCAGAAGGAGUACAUUUUAGAUGGAUGCGCUCGAUCAGAAUUGACAGGUAUUAAAAGACAGAAUCAACAGUUGAGUGGACAGAUAGAGCGUCUCUCUGCAGAGCAUGGGAAACUAUUGUCAAAUAAUUCAGAGCUUGAGAAAACGAAAGAAGACGAACGCCGGAGAUUUGACGAAGACAGAGAACGCUGGGAAAAGGAGAAGCGUGAACUGACGGAGGAGCUGUGGAAAAUGAGAAUGGAAAAAGAAACGCCGAGGUACCCCCUUGUAACAAGACAAAGAAGAAACCUAUCUAAACUGUCUGUAUACCAACAGGAUGGAACCGACGCUCGAAAACGCAAAAGACAACGGAACGACGACUGAUUUGUUGAUUAAAAUCGAAACCUUCUCUAUUGUGUUGGUAUUUGUCAUCAAAACUUUUAGUUCACGAGAGUUAAUUUAAUGUGUUGACAAUAAUAUUACAUGUACAUGUAACUGCAAUUAUCAUUGGAUAGUUAAAUGUACCAUACGUUUUUUCAAUCGUGGUGAAAUGGCAGAUUUGGCUAGAUGUGUUUAACUGGCAGCAAUCAUAAAUACGGGAAAUGCAGUACUAUACACAUGCAAUGUAGAUGGCAAGAUGAACGACAGGUGCAAAUGCCUUGAAUCUAUUUAUUCCAUUUAUACAUGCCCUUUUUCUUGCGUUUUGUGCAUUAAUUGUUUAAAUUUCACUGUGACUUGCUUGUCUAUCAUGACGCUGGGAAAUAUUAUGAUGUAAU